UUUUGUUUUGCUUUUUUCUCACUCUUUCUCGACUGUCAUCGUUUUGACAGCUGCUGUCAUCAGUGUCAAAGCUCCAUUUUUAUGCUGUGAAAUUUUCAUCCAAAUCGCAAGCACGUACAUUCACAGAUAUCAGCACAAUGGCUUCGUUGGCAAAUAAGGGAUCGUCGCUUGUUUCGACUCUGAUGACCCAGGCUCGUCCGAAGCUGAACGUGUUCAUGAAGUACGCCAAGGUGGAGCUGACCCCCCCGAGCCCCGGCGACAUUCCUGCCAUCCGUGACGGUAUUGCCCGCAUCAUCUCGGGUGCUCGCACCGGAGCCUGGAAGAACCUGACGGUCCGCGAAGCCUGGCUGAACACGCUGGUCACGAUGGAAGUGUGCUUCUGGUUCUAUGCCGGCGAGUGCAUCGGCAAGCGCCACCUGGUUGGCUACAGCGUCUAAACGCUGCGGUCGUCCUGUCGUGUGGUGUUUUGCUCGUUUUGCAGACCGUAUGUGUGUGUGUGUGCGCGCUUGCUUGGGGUUUGCAUGCAGCGAGAGACAGUACGGUAGAACGUUUCGGAUAGCAGCGGGAUCGAACAUCUUGUGUCCUGGAAUAAUGAAACCACAGUAAUUCUUAAUACCGAA
Anopheles stephensi (Asian malaria mosquito) is the source of this 620-nucleotide messenger RNA. RefSeq names its product ATP synthase subunit g, mitochondrial (gene ATPsynG). Gene Ontology annotation, biological process: proton motive force-driven ATP synthesis. Bases 138 to 437 code for a protein of 99 amino acids. Lineage: Eukaryota; Metazoa; Arthropoda; Insecta; Diptera; Culicidae. Gene Ontology annotation, molecular function: proton transmembrane transporter activity. The transcript has 3 exons. The record is from RefSeq and is a predicted model, not a curated record.